Molecule: messenger RNA, 1329 nt
Organism: Didymodactylos carnosus
Lineage: Eukaryota; Metazoa; Rotifera; Eurotatoria; Philodinida; Philodinidae
Source: the annotation of a GenBank genome assembly
AUGAACUAUUUGGAGAACGAUGUUUAUUCAAAUGUAAAGGUUGAGUGGGUUGAUGUUUCACCUAGAGAACGUGAACGAAUUUUAUCGUUAAAUAGUAAACAUCAACAGAAACAAAAAAAGAUAAAACCUGUUGAAUCACCAGUAUCAAAUGUGUUCCAUUUAUCUCAAGAUGCAAUGGCUGCUCGCGUCUUCAGUAUUGUUCAAACGACAACGAACUACGCUCAAAGACCGCUGAGAAUAGGCAGUUCAAAAUGCUCAUUAACAGCCGCAAGUGACAAGAGUAAAAAAGAAAAUUUUGAUGCAGCUAUGAAAGAAUUAUCCGGUUUCCUUGAUCAAGCUGAACAAGUGCAAACUCAGGAUUACACAAUUCUCCCAGCAGCAAAACGUCUUCGUUCAUCGCCCUCCAACGCCAUGGAACAGUCACAAUCAACAAUUGCUCGUUUUUCUAGUCAUGACAGUUAUUUAAAACCUUUUCCACCAGCCUCUCCUCCACAAUCAUCAUUAUUAUUAAUAUCACCAAACGAUGACGAUAAUUCGUUUUUUCAAGAUGCUUGUUUAUCAGAUUGGAAUACGCCACCAUCAAAUAGAAAAAUGACUUCGACGAUCACCACACCUACAACAGUAGUAUGUGAAAUAGGAAAUAAAAAUCGAACUAUGUCAUCAUCCGUAGCCACAUUUCCAAUGUACAGAAAAUCAACAGUUACCGAAACAAUUACAACAAUUCAAGAUCCUACAGAAACCAUUAUUGAACAAGAAAAGCAAAUACCUAGUACUACUACUAUUACUAGUACAAUUGAUUGGGGUGACGAUGGUGCUGAUGACUGGCUAAGCCAAAUUCCAAUGGAAAGUCUUGUGAGCGAAAGUCUAAAACCGAAGACAACAUUGCCAGUUGAUGACAUAUUAAAAGUGGUAUAUGAUGAUUCGUUAUUAAACGAAAAUGCAACGCAAAAUAAUACUCGAAUACUGCAGAAUAAAGAAGUAUUCAAAACAUUUAUUAAUUCAGAUAAUAAUUUAAAUGAUACGAUCCCAACACUUCAAAGUCCAAAAGAUGUUGUGCCACUUUCUCCACUACCAACGGUUACGUUGAAAACUGCUGCAGCCAUUCAUCGAACAAUAACCGAUCCAUUACCGACACAUUGUUAUAGACUACAACAGCAACAACAACAAUCAAAUGAAUUGAAGCGUACACGUUGUGAUUCCGUACCGCAGCCUUCAAAUAAUGUUGUUGUUGUUAAAAGACAAUGUACACCGGAGGAAAUUGAACAAAAACGUCGAGCGGCAUUAGAAAAACGAAAACAAGCAUCUUUAGUUCAAGUAAAACAGCGUUAG